GAUAUGCCUUAGAAGAAAAAAACAAAAUACACAGAGAAAGAGUUAGGUUGAUCUGAAAAAAAUGGAUAUGCAGUCGCAGAUGACACGUCCUUAUGGUCAUGAUCAAGCAGAGGAUCCAAUCAGAAUUCAUCAUCCAGAGGAAGAAGAGAAUCAUGAGAAGGGAGCAACUAAAGUGUUGAAGAAAGUGAAAGAAAAGGCUAAGAAGAUCAAGAACAGUCUCACUAAACAUGGUCAUGAGCACGAUCAAGAUGCGGACGAAGAAGAUGACUACGAAUACGACGAGCCAGAUCCAGAAGUGCACGGCGCACCAGUGUAUGAGUCAUUCGCCGUAAGAGGCGGCGUAACGGGACACCCUGAGUCUCUUUCUCAUCCCGGAGAAACUAAUCUUCCGGCACCGGAAGAGAUUAUUCCACCGGGGACAAAGGUGUUCCCCGUCGUCACAACAGAUUACACCAAACCCGUCGAACCUGAGCCGUUACAAGAUAUCUCUUACGGACACGAGGCACCGUUUCAUCCCGUAACGGAUGUACCAUCUCAUCCUCCCAGAGUGUUCGACGUGUCGGAGAGAGAAGAGAGCAGAGAGGAUCAUCAGAUGCCGAUGCACGCUCCUCCUCCUGCCUCUCUGCUUUCAUCAACAGAGGAUGUGACGAGGACGUUUGCUCCCGGUGACGAUGAGGACCUCGGCGGUCAACGGAGAGUCAACAUUGGAAGGCCUAGAGGGUUGGAGGAAGAUCCGGCUGCUCCAGGGGGAGGGUCGAGUUAUCUUAGUGGUGUGUCUAAUUAUCAGACCAAGGUUACUGAUCCAACUCAUGGAGGAGGUGGAGAAGCUGGAGUACCGGCGAUUGUUGAGUCUCUGGGUAAGAUGAAAGUGAGAGAUGAGUCUCCUGUUCAUAAAUCAGGAAGAGACUUUGAAAGAGAGAUUCCGACAAGAAGCCAUGAGUUUGGUCGGGAGGACGAUUCUGGAACGGACAAGAACUCGCAGACGGUUUUGACCAGCGGAUCAAUAGCUGGGCUUGGGGAAGAGUUUCCGGCGAGAAGUCAUGAGUCUGGUGUGAAGGAUACGGCGAAGGGAAGCGAGGAGACGGGACCUGGACUGGAGAAACAUCUGCCGACGAGAAGUGACGAUGUGAAAGUGGAGAAUGUGUUGGGAAGAGACUACUUACCGACGGGGACUCACGAUCAGUUCUCGCCGGAGCUCUCUCGUCCGAAAGAGAGAGAUGAAUUCAAGGAGACGCACGAGUUUAAACCCACUUCCUACACAGAGAAGAUAGGUUCAGCGACGUCGUAUGUAACCGACAAAGCUGUAGCGGCCAAGAACGCUGUCGCGUCGAAGCUCGGCUACUCCGGAGAAAGCGGUGGGCAAGAGCAGAGCCGUGUUGGACUUGGAGAUGAAACAACUCCGAGAUCUGCCACGGGAUACGGGCAGAAAGUGGCGGGAACUGUAACGGAGAAGUUGACUCCGGUCUACGGAAAGGUCAAAGAGACGGGAUCCAGCGUGAUGACGAAGUUACCGCUUUCGGGAAGUGGAAGUGGAGCGGAAGAGAAGCAGCACGUGGGAGAAAAAGGUGUGUCGACUAGAGAUUACUUGGCGGAGAAGCUGAGACCUGGAGAAGAAGAUAAAGCCUUGUCGGAGGUGAUUGCUGAGAAACUUCAUCUCGGAGGAGGAGAUAAGAAGAGGACAAUGGUAAAGGAAAUGGAAGUGACGGUGGAGAAGAUCCCUACCGACCAGUUAUUAGAUGAAAAAGAAAAAUGUGUGUCGGUUAAAGGAGGGGUCACUUCUUGGUUCCAUGGUACAACAGAGGAAGUGAAGCCGAAAACUUCAGAUUCCGUGGACGACAAGUCUGCACAGUCUCUUGGCUCCACCGUUGGGACUACGGGGUUUUCGGAUUCUGGUGGAGCUCUGCCGGGGCAGAGGGGACUUUAAGAUUCUGGGAACUAAGAUUUUAUGUUUUGCUUUUGAAUGUCUAAUGUAUGUUUCUUGUUUGAUACCCUCCUUUGUCUGUUGUGGUUUUAAUGUAUUUUGAUGUGAUCCUUGUCUGUGUAAAAUAAAAUAUUUGCU
Raphanus sativus (radish) is the source of this 2059-nucleotide messenger RNA. RefSeq names its product low-temperature-induced 65 kDa protein. Bases 62 to 1924 code for a protein of 620 amino acids. The transcript is spliced from 5 exons. The record is from RefSeq and is a predicted model, not a curated record. NCBI's taxonomy places the organism in Eukaryota, Viridiplantae, Streptophyta, Magnoliopsida, Brassicales, Brassicaceae. Gene Ontology annotation, biological process: response to abscisic acid; response to stress.